This is a messenger RNA of Acipenser ruthenus (sterlet), 1927 nucleotides long. RefSeq lists its product as uncharacterized. Lineage: Eukaryota; Metazoa; Chordata; Actinopteri; Acipenseriformes; Acipenseridae. The transcript is spliced from 3 exons. Bases 136 to 1611 code for a protein of 491 amino acids. The record is from RefSeq and is a predicted model, not a curated record.
AGUCUAGAACACUUAUUAGUUCUACUCAUCCAAACAGAAUCUUUCCUCUAUGGAAACUACUUGAAAAUUCUAAACAGGCUGCAAAAAUACAUUGAACCAUCAUCUUAAAAACAAGAUACCAUACUUAUCAGCAAAAUGAACAAUAAUUUAGGUUUUUCAGGUGGAAGGUUUUCCCAUAGAUCAUCCUCUACUAUCCCCAGAAUGGCAGAUACAGUCCCUUCGUACCAAAGACUCUCAGGAAACAUCAAACCAGAACGUUUUUUCAGACUAGAUCAGGCAAGAUUCCAAAUGCCUUUCCCUGAGUCGAGAAGUUCCUCACAAGCCCAGCAGCCAAAAACUGGGGCUGCAGUUCUACACAGUGCUGCUUGUGACCCUAAUGCAACAGUGUUGGAGUUCAAUUUGCAACAGCCCAGCACUUUAUCAAAUGAGUAUUACCACAACUAUUAUGUCACUCAACCAGCAAUAGAACUUCGCCAGCAAGCGUUUUUUCAGCAGCCACAGCCAGCGUACCACUCCCUGCCCGACCAGAAAACUGUCAUCUACCAGGUACCCCAGGAUCAUCUUCAACAAGGUGUUUAUUACCAGUCUACCACGAGGCAACCUGCUGAGGCUCCUGUCUACCUGCGACCAUACCAGGAGCAGAACAGGUCCAGCAAUAUCCCCAUGGUUUUCCAGAUUCAAGGAGAACAAUACAUCCACUACCAGGUCCAAGGCAGGAAGACAAAGAAACGACACUCAAAAAACCACAUACAGGAAGUGGGUGACCUUACGUAUGUCGGGUUGAACAGCGUAGCAAACCACUUGCCUGGAAUCACCACUUCAGCUCUGUUACCCGGAGUCACCAAGGCUGCAAAACCUGACUCCCAGGUUCCUACACAGAUGAUAACAGCCAAUCAUCAGGCUGAAGGGGUAUACCUUCUUUCUAAUGAAAAGAUUACCAAGUUCCUGAGAAUUGACGGUCAGCCAACUAAACUCUGCCACAGCCAAACCCCUGCAGGGGAGUCAGCCUCUAUCCUUGCGUUUGUAAAAGGCAUGACUGUUGAACCCAAACUGGAGGAGCGAAGCUUCAAUGAAAUCUGUCAGAACAUUUCUCAAUUCCCACAAGCUGCAAAGAAAGAAGAAGCAGGUGCAAAUCAGAAAGUGGAAGGAAUGGGAAAUGAAAUUGUCCAAAAGGUAAAACCGAAGCAGGUUGCAUGUGAAGUUGCCCCUGUGACAGGUGGGAUGACAAUAUUCAGCCGUGCUGCAGAACUUGUGAAGCUCAGCAACACCCCGGGGGAUCUUCUGGUCAGGACUAUGGCAUCCCCCACUGACACAGAGGGCAAGCAUGACCAGGAACUCAGCAGAGAAGUCAAUGUGUUGAAAGGUAAUACUGAGGAAUCUCACGCCAUCUGGGCUUCUGAAGACCUGACCCUUCCUGACAACCUUCUAGAAGCUCUUUUUAAAAUCCCUGGCGUUUUGGAUAUCGCUGUGGAGAUGGGGUAUUUGCCUGAUGUGAACAGUUAUUGUUUGGUCGACCCUCAGCUUCCAGGACGGUCUGUAUCUUUGGGUGGUACUUGCAUGAAAGUUGCUGUCAAUAAACCAAAUCCAUCCAAUUUUCCAAACGUACAGUAGCAGUAGUAGUUGUCAGAAGCAGAAUCCAAAACAGGGUUGAAAAGCCAAAAAUGGAAUAGUUUUCAAAUAAAAAAAUGAAGAAACUAAAAAAAAAAUCACUUGGCAAUUAAUACAGUCCAAUAAGUAUUUUGGCCAUCAUGAAGCUUUUAAGGAUUCUGCGCAAGCAUAAAUUAUGCUUUUUUAAUUGUGUAACGCAAACGCUGUAUUCCAGGUAUUCCUUAACAAUGCCUAUAAAAUGUUUUUACUAAUAAAGUUUUCAUUCAUCAUUCAUUCAUGCUGUAAUUAUACCCCACUGUAAGCGAACUGCUAAAUAAAG